Paralichthys olivaceus (Japanese flounder) is the source of this 3290-nucleotide messenger RNA. RefSeq names its product zinc finger protein 260-like. NCBI's taxonomy places the organism in Eukaryota, Metazoa, Chordata, Actinopteri, Pleuronectiformes, Paralichthyidae. Gene Ontology annotation, cellular component: nucleus. Gene Ontology annotation, biological process: regulation of transcription by RNA polymerase II. The record is from RefSeq and is a predicted model, not a curated record. Gene Ontology annotation, molecular function: DNA-binding transcription factor activity, RNA polymerase II-specific; RNA polymerase II cis-regulatory region sequence-specific DNA binding.
AAAGAGGUGAUUAUGAAUUUAUUGAGCCUAACGAAGCUGUAAACACGCAGUACCACACCCUCACCGAUAGAGGGCAGACGUUUUCCUAAGAAUCCAACCAGAGUGCUGAGAAUCCCACGAAGAAGAGAAACCCGGAACAACAACAUCCGGCCUGAAGUGGCUCAGUGUGAAAAAGAGAAACUUUCAACAUGAGAAACUAAAGUGAGACUCGCCGACAUGUUGCGUGUGGAGGCGCUGGAGCCGCAGCUGUGUGCGGUGAUGGAGACUCUGGUGGAGGCGGCGGUGACGGAGCUCCGCAGACUGAUGGAGGAGGAGCGGGCCAACGUCCGGACCGCAGCCGCUCUGCAGCGCUCCGCUCCGGCUGCGGUGAAGAGGGAGGAGGAGGAGGGGGAGGGGGAGGAAGAAUCUCUACAGAGCCAGUUUGCAGCGCUCAUGGAAACAUGGACCAAAGCUGCCGGGAAGAAAAUUUUGACCAUUCUGAAAGUGUCCAUGUGUGAAGCUGAGGAAGAACCAGAGCUGAACGACAAGAGCAAUCAGUCAAACGUGAAGCCGACAGCAAAAUCGUCAACCAGAAGAAGCAAAACGGAGCGAGGACGUGAACCAGCAAAAAGAAAGAAGAGUGAGAGAGAGAAUCACAGAGCGGAUGCAGCCUCACAUGAAGACAGAACCUCUGGAUCCCAGUUUGAACCUGACGACUUGUUAACAGAGCUCAGUUCAGAGCAGGCCCCUGAGUUGGCCCCUGACGUCAGCGAGGACGCUUCUACAUCCAAGAUCACAAAGAAGAAGAAGAAGACGACUGGAUCGUUCAAAUGUCCUUCAUGUGACAAGACGUUCGCUCUGAAGUGUUUGAUGGAAAGACACCACCGCACUCACUCCAAGCCUCACCUCUGCUCACAGUGUGGCAAACGUUUUUCGGUACUCGCCGGGCUCAUCGCACAUUCGCGACGCCACACCGGAGAGAAGCUUUAUAAAUGCUCAGACUGCGAAACAGAGUUCGCUUACAAAUCCACCUUUGUGAGACACAUGCGUCAGCACAGCCAGAACUCACCAAACACCGUCAUGUGCACGCUGUGUGAGAACCACUUCAAUGGUACGCUGGCGUUUCAGCGGCACCGGUGUUUUGCCCUGAAUAAGACGUUUGUUUGCUCCCUUUGUCCAGAGACAUUCGAGUGCAGACAAAGUCUGGCCGAUCAUGAGAAUCUACAUUCAGGAGUCAGAGAUUUUGUGUGUGAAAUGUGUGGCGAGAGUUUCCUCUCGUCCUCGUCUCUGAUCAGUCACCGGGUAACUCACAUGGAGAAGGAGACCUGCUGCGACCAGCUCGGCCUCGGAUGCAGCGACCUGAGCAUCCUCAGACUUGCCCUGAACAAACACACUGGAGAAAAGCUUUUCACCUGCGAGGUUUGCGGUAAAGGCCUCAGCCACCAGAGCGCCCUGAAGCACCACAUGCUGACCCACACGGGGGAGAGGUCGUACGUCUGCGAGAUGUGCGGCAAGCGCUGUAGCCACGCCAGCGCGCUUCAGAACCACAUGAGGGUCCACACGGGGAGGAAACCGGGGCAGCUGUCGGUCUGCAACGUGUGCGGGAAAGAAUUCAGCCGCACGACGAGACUCAAAUAUCACAUGAGCGUCCACACGGGGGAGAAGCCUUACUUCUGCGAUCAGUGUGAUAAAAAGUUCAGCAACCCCAGCAAUCUGAAGUUACACAUGAGGACUCACUCCGGGGAGAAGAUGUACGGCUGCAACAUCUGCGGCAGGAAGUUCACUCACGCCAACAGCCUGAAGGUGCACAGGCUGAUCCACACCGGAGAGCGGCCGUAUCGCUGCGGGGUCUGCGGGAAAGAAUUCACCAAAGGCAGCGACUUCAGGAGACAUCAGAGGGCUCACCAGUCAGAGGGAGCAGGAGACGGAGUGUCAAUGAAAACCUGAAACGUUUCACUGAACACUGAGAGACAUUUUUUAUAUACACACACAGGAAACUGCUCAAUGUGAAGAAAGACACUGUGAGACAGAAGAAACUUGUCGACUGAUUUUUAUACAGACGUUUCUAUCACCAGGUGUAUUUGUCACUUUGGAUUUUCCCCCUCACGCUCUUAUUGUAUAAAGUAUUAUCUUUGUUUUGUGUUUUGAUUUAUAUUGAGCUGUAUUUUUAUAAAUAUAUUUGUUUUCAUUUUUCUUAUUUGAUAUUUUUCUAUUACAUUGCUCUUAUAGCUGAGCCCCGAGCCGUUCCUCUCAUCUAACUCUUGAACUGUCGACCGUGUUACACAAACUAAACUUGAGCUGGUAUUUCAUUGUAGAUCGAUCAACGACACUGUGAGUUUAAAUGUCAUUUAUUAUAUUUACCUUAUUUUCUUCUCAGUUGAGUUUCUAGAAAGUUCUCAACUUUAGAGAAUUACCUCCAGAUCACAACAGUGGGUGUUGACACUGUGAUUUUUUUAACACAAAGACUUCAUGUGAAGAUGGACGACAUGACGACUUCCCAAAGGUGAAACCAAAGCCUCUUGAGUGUCCAUAUACUUAUGUCAAUGUAUUGUAUACCAUUGUAGAACAUUAUUAUUAUUAUUAUUAUUAUUGCUCCUGGGAAGCAAGAAACAAUUCAGUUCAUUAUUUUAUAGAUUUACUAAUAAAUUAACAAGAACAUAAUUAUAAAGUCACCAAGUUUGUUUAACAUAUUCGUCUUUAGCAGGAGCUUUGUUUUUUAUUCCACUUGAUUGGUUUUUACUGCAAUCGCACAAUUUCCUCACAUGUGGCUAAUUUGCUUUGUCGUUUAACAAAAGAAGCGGACGAGGGGGUAAAAGAGGCCGAUAAAGAAAACAGACGACCUAAAGCAAUUAACUCUUCGUCCUUCGUGUAAAAAGUAGUGAGGAGGAACAGACUCGGAGUCACAGUCGCACAAACAGCUCAGUUUGUUGAUUUUCUCAGAGAGAGAGUUUCUACUGGGUUGGAAUAAAGACAUGAACUUGGAACUUUGAUAUUGUGUUGCACUGAUACACAAUCAUUCAUGAUAUACAACACAGAUACAUGAUCUUUUCAACAGACACUGUGAAACUGUAAGAUCUUCCACUAGAUGGUGUUAGAGGAUCAACGAGUGAAGCUUUAACAUUAACAUUCAGCUCAGCUCGUGUUGGUGCAACAGGAUGAUGCCUCUGAGAUAAAGAUCAUCAACAGGUGAACGUCCUGUUCUUUACUUUCCUUCAACUACAACAUCUGUCUUCAUGAAACCUGCACUGAUGUCAUUCAAGUUUUACAAGAGGAUGACAUUCAGAGAUUUUAUUCUCUGUUUAAAAAAAAAC